Messenger RNA from Chelonia mydas (Green sea turtle), 5767 nucleotides. It is a transcript of the gene ELMOD2, whose product is annotated as ELMO domain containing 2. Gene Ontology annotation, molecular function: GTPase activator activity. The record is from RefSeq and is a predicted model, not a curated record. The coding region runs from base 316 to 1212 and encodes 298 amino acids. Gene Ontology annotation, cellular component: membrane. The transcript has 9 exons. Lineage: Eukaryota; Metazoa; Chordata; Testudines; Cheloniidae.
UCGCAAGAGUCAGGGGGCGAGGCCGGAGCCAGCCCCGCUCACUGGUUGGGACGAUGUGAGCAGGGCCUGGCUGCUGGCGGUACCCGGGCGCGGGACGCGCCCUCGUGGCAGGACGCGCGGGCAGAGCUGCUGCCCCGCCCGGGAGGGGCUAAGGGAGGACGCAGCCUUUCAUUUCUGACAGACGAAGCCACGUGAGAGGGAGCAGAUAUUACCAUCGUUAGCAGGAGCUAGCAGCCCAGAUAGAUUGUACAGCUUUUUCUGUAGUGUCAGGCAAUGAAUGUCCUGUGAUCAGUUGUCACUCUCUUUGUACAGAAAAUGUUUGUGUACUUAUGGGGAUACCUGUAUAGUAACUUCUUCCGGUUUUGGCUGAAAUGGAUCUUGAGGCAGCUCACUGGAAAAUGUGAAUUACAGCGUAUCUGUGGUGGCUCAAAGGAAGGUUCACAACGGACGCUAAAGAUAGAGUACUCAUUGGGAUUAUCAAAGAGUAAGGUAUUAAGACAUGCUAUACAUGUUGGUGAAGCUGAAGUGGAAAAAUGUGUCAUAGGUAUAAUGAAAGAAAAGAAGAUUAAUAUACAGAAGGAUACAGGUUUUAAGACAAGCCUGCAGGUAUGUUUGCUGCAGAUAUCUGGUUAUAAGAAACUUUAUUUGGAGGUGGAAAAUCUGAGGAAAGUUCCAUAUGAUUCAGAUAAUGAAGAACAUGAAAAGCAACUAAUCCAGCUUUGGAAUUUGCUGAUACCUCAUGAAAAUCUGAAGGCUAGAAUCACCAAGCAGUGGUGUGACAUUGGUUUCCAAGGUGAUGAUCCCAAAACAGACUUCAGAGGAAUGGGCAUGCUGGGAUUAGUCAAUCUGGUGUAUUUUAGUAAACAUUACACCAGUGAAGCUCGCCAGAUCCUCUCUCGUUCAAAUCAUCCAAAAUUGGGAUAUUCCUAUGCAAUAGUUGGGAUCAAUUUGACAGAAAUGGCUUAUAGUUUACUAAAGAGUGGUGCUUUAAAGUCUCACCUCUACAACUUGGUCCCUGGAUUGCCACAGAUGGAACACUUUCAUCAGUUUUAUUGUUAUCUGGUUUAUGAGUUUGACAAAUUUUGGUUUGAAGAAGAACCAGAAAGUAUUAUGCACUUCAACCACUAUAGAGAGAAAUUUCAUGAAAAAGUUAAAGGACUUCUUCUGGACUAUAACCAAGUACUAACCUUAGAGAAUAUAAAGAAACCAUAGCCUCAUCUGCAGUCUACCCAGUUCUGCUCAUAAAAUAGAAUUAUGCAUUCUCAUGGAAUUCUCACACUUACUUUACCAAAAAUAUUUGUUUAAUGAUGGAACUUUUUAUAUAUAUAUUUUUGAAAAAACUCAAAUUCAGUUAUGAAAGCUUGGACAAUCAGCCUCUGUUUACAGGUCUUAUAUGCUAUUCUCCAAAGGAAAGCUUUUUUUAAAAAAAUCCUGUAUUGAAUCUUUUGCCCUCCCAACUUUCACACACCUCUUGGUGCAGGAACAUGAAGUAGGUAUUUAUGCUGCAUUAUGUUAUCUUCAUUAUGUAACCUAUUACUAGGUUCCUUUUCUACCAUUAACAGUUGAUUAGUUGUCUUUAAGAGGGGAAAUUGCUUUGGUUUUAGAGUUGUUUCUCAAGUUCUGUCCCCUUGUUUGUCUGCACAUAGCUUGUGGUCUAUAAAAAUGUUAAAUUUCUGUGUAAAGAGGUCCAUGAAGAUGAUGUAUCAAUUAUUUGUGACUUGGAAGAAGAGAUUUCAUUUUUUCAUAUUUACACACAAGAACAAACAUGGUUCUGGUUGAAAUGAUCCUCCCUCCAGGAAAUAAGUACCCACAACCCUGUGCCUGGAAGGAACUUCCCUCAGAAAUAACAACAAAAUAGUGUAAGGCCAGAGUCCAUCAGUAAAGAAGUCCCCUUUAACAAGGAGAUCUUUCAUGUCACAUGGUGCCAUAGAUAUUUCCAGCUCUCAAUCCCUCUCUUUCAGUUUGGGCUACAGUUUUUCAGGCUCUCCUACUUGAUUUUGUAUUUUUUGUUGGCCCAUUCUUUUUCCUCUAUCAGCCAACAGAAUGACUUUUGAAUGGGGAGUGAUAUCUAGGAGAAUUACUUAACGAACAAACUACAAAAAGAGGUUAUUUCCCACAAAACUUUGUUGCGGCUGAAAUCCAUGAUUUGUGAAGGUAAUUGGAACUCUUCACUUCAUCCAUACUUCCAAGGAAGUAGUGGUACAACUUUAAUAGGAUAAAAGCAUGUUUCCAGAUUUGGGCAUUCUAGGCAAUCCAGGCACGAGCAGUUGGUAUCUACAUCAGUUUGUGAUUAUUAAGCAUUGUUUAAAAUGUUAAACAGGCUUGGCAUGAACUUAUAUUUUUUAAAGCCUACUAUUUAAAUAAAGUGCUUUCUGCUUAAUUCAGUCACUGUUUAAUUUGACCCUCCAUUUAACUUGAGCAGAGCUUCAGAAACCUCAGUUCUUUGGGGGCAGAGACGAUCUCUCAUAUGCUUGAAUAUCACAUAGUGGGUGCUAUCAUGAUACAAAUACAAAAAAAAAAAAUUAAACACAAUGCUUAUUUUAUCUCUGGUAGGCUUCAUUAGUUAUGAAAAAAGGCCAACUUUCUGAAUGGGAGAAGGAAAAGAACAAAGGAAGAUCCUUGUGAUUUAACAAACAGAUAACUGGAAGAUAUUCAGACCCUACAAUCUAAGUAUUAUUGCGUAGGCUGUGAUUUCUACCACUCCAUCCCCUAAUUCCUCUUGAUCUACAUGAACAACGUGAUCAGCUGCUUAUUGCAGUCAAAAUGAUAGUAGAGAGCAGUUAUAUAUACAAAAAGUUUUAUUGUUUUGUUCUAAAAUGUGUUACAAAUAGGUGAGGUUUUAAACAUUGUUUGAGCUCCAUCUGCCAGAAGGUGGAGGGAUGUAAAGAUUUAUCUUCAUAUUUACAUUUGCCCAUUACCUUUAUGCUUGAAAUGGUGCAAUUAGGGGAAGAAAUUUGGUUGAAAAGGAACUGAUGCAAUACGCACAACACAUCCUUUCUGUGCACACACUACAGUAACUCUUAAUUUGGCAAAAUUUGUUUUUAAACGUGGUACAUUUUUGUUCUGCUACGCUGUGCGCACACUUUUCUGGAGGCACGCUGGUACUACGGUGAUGACUUUAUAGGUACCUAAAUAGCAGAAUUAAAUGUUUCUUCAUUGGAUUUCUGCAAAUAAGUUUUGCUGGUUUCAAAUGUACUUUAUAAUGAAAAUAUAUAUCUGCUAGUGAUAAAACAAUAUAGAAAUAGAGCCUUAACAAAUGUAGAAUAAAGUAUGAUUUCAUUCAUGAAAGACUUACUCCAUGUUUCUCACCACAAAAUAAAUACAAGAGGAAAAAUAUGAAGCGCUUCCAACUGGAUGAUUAGAAACUCCAGACCAAUUUAAUUCCUUGAUUUUGAUAACCUGCCUCAUCACCAAAUAAACGGUACAUUUGAGGCGGUGUAAGAUUUCUCCCAAAAGCAUCUUUACCUUAUUUUUACAAGACUGAUUGUAAUUGCUCUUGUAGCAACUGUUUAAGACAUGGUAACACUGUAUCCCAGUUCUUGAAAAUUUACCAGACACCCAUUAGGUGGUCAUCUAAAUUUACUACAAAAGAUAAAUACAAAAUAUCAUAGGCAGGGGAACACCACCAGCAAGCAGCCUACUUAUUCUGCCACCCCCAGCUGCUGGGCAUUUCAUAAUGGUGACCAUUAAAAUGGGAGCUGAGCACAUAUACUCAAAGUCCCAGGAUUCCUGUCCUAGUUUGGGGCACCAUCUUUUGUGUUACUCUGUGGCUAUUAAGUGUCUUUCGUAAGUUUAGAAAUUCCCAUAAAGAAUGUUUAGGUGGAGGGGCAGAUCUCUAGAAUUCUGCCUCCCCCCCCCCCCCCCACCUCCUGGCUGCUCUCCACCAUUCUACCUGCUACCAUAUAGUUUCUCCAGCCUAAGUAACUCUAUUGCUUACCUUGUUGCUGCUGCAUAGCUUUCCUCAGGAAUAGCAGCAUGAAAUUGAUCUGAUGUUUGAAUUUCACUGAGGACAACAUGCUGAACAGAAUUAGUGAAACCAGCCAUACUAUUGUUAAUUUUACCAUGCUACUGCUUGGCAAGUUACAAGCAGCAACAAUAACAGAGGAGCUGGAACCAGUUGGCCACAGAGCCUAGCCAGUUUUGUCAUCCUUACAUUUGGAAGAUUAUUUUUGCAACUGUAAAGGCUAGAAAUGUAAUUAGAAAAAAAGACGAAACCUAUAAUUCCACAGAAAUUGGUACGUUAAGCUCCUUUACUCCCAGGAAGAACUUCCUGCUUGCCAUUGGCAAAAGGAUUUUUCAAACCCUGUCCUAUACAAUUUCAGAUUUCAUAUAGCACAAAAGAAAUCUUAACUAAGGCAUCUUGGGAUAGAGUCUAGACCAGGGAUUUUCAAACUUCAUUGCCGCGCGACCCCCUUCUUACAACAAAAAUUACUACACGACCCCAGGAAGGGGGACUGCAGUCUGAGCCAGCCAGAGCCCUGCCGCCCUGGGCAGGAGGGGGAGAGGAGCGGGCAAAGUCCAAGCCCCACCGUCCCAGGUAGGGGGCCUGUGACCUGAGCCCCGCUGCCCAGAGCUGAAGCUGAAGCCUGAACCCCACUCCCCAGGCCUGAUGCCUUUGGGCUUCAGCCUUUGGGGGUGUGGCUGUGGCUUUGGCCCCAGGCCCCAGCAAGUCUAAACACCAGCCCUGGCAACCCCAUUAAAAUGGAGGUCGCGACCCACAGUUUGAAAACCGCUGAUCUAGACUGAGUUCAGUCAAAGGUUUGUCAUCACUUUUUAUAAUAAAAACCAUGAGCUGACAAUCAUGAAAAUACACAAAUUAAGAAUAAAGUAACCAUCAUUAAACAUGGAAAAGCUAUGUAGUCAAAUGUAUGGAUGUGUUAGGUCACAUGUAAUAAUUGUUUAAAAUGAGUGUAUUUUUCUAGUUCCCAGUGUAUUGUUUCCUGAACAGUUUAAAAACUAGAAUUUGUAUGUAGUUUUGUACUAUUAAGUACAUAUUUUGCAUGUAGCAGGUUAAUUGUAUGUAUUGGUAACUAGUUAGAAUACAGUGUAAAAACACAGGGCAAAAACUGUGUCGGGGUGGGAACUUGCUGGAGGCAAAAUUGUCUUGCAAAGUCUAGUUAACGAGAUUUUAUAUUAACUAUUGCAUUCAUACUAUGAAAUGACAAUCGUAAUUUAACAGACGAUAUAGACUGGAAGUGUGCAAUGACCUGUUUAACUGGAUAUAGUCAGUUUGCAUAGCAUUGAAACUAAUUGUGAAUACUUGGUUACAAAGCAUCCCUAAAAUUAAAGUCUGGGUUAAAGUCCCUGUUGCUUUAUAAUACUGUUUAUUAGAUACACCUCAAGUUUUAAAAUAUGUAUUUGACAAUUCUUGGAAAUAUAACAAAAUAAUUUUAAGGUUGACAUUCUUCCUUUUAAGUGGAAUAAGCAAUGUUGAAAGAUGGGUUCAGUUGCAGAACAUUUGUGCAGACACCAUUUUAAACUGGAAUUGUCAGUAGCAAAAUGAAGACAUAUCUUAAUGAAAAAAGUUCCUAUGCUACUGUUGUUUCUGAUAAACCAAUAUGGAGGAUCACUGGGAUGUACACUGCUCAAGCACUCUAGAGGAAGAAGCUAAUCUAACAUUUCCAUGCACUGGCAAGCUUGGUUUUCAGACUCUGAACAAAUGAGCAGUUCUCAAUUCUUCGUUUUACUUCAGCUCUUGCCUAAUUGAAUAAGUCUGUUUUCAAUAAAUGUUCUAUAAAACAUCAGUAUAAACUUUUUUUAAGAUGUA